AUCCACUCUCACUUAUCCAGACGGCUCGGCUCUCCUCUGCUCUGCCAUGCCAUGAUGGCCUCCGCCUCCAUGGCCACCUGCUUCUGCUCCUCCUCCUUCUCUCCCCCCGACCUCGCCGCCGUCCAUUCACCGCCAUCUCCUUCCCCCUCUCGCCGUUUCCAUCGCCGGCGGUGGAGCUGCAGGGCGAGCAGCACCGGCGGCACGUACGACCACAACCCGCUGCUACAGCCACCUCCCGACCCACACUUCCCGCUGCGCCUCCCCGUGCAGGACGGCGGCGGCAGCAGCGGCAGCCGCCUCCGCAUCUUCUCCGGCACGGCGAACCCGACGCUGGCGGAGGAGAUCGCCUGCUACCUCGGGCUCGAGCUGGGCAGGAUCAAGAUCAAGCGGUUCGCGGACGGGGAGCUGUACGUGCAGCUGCAGGAGAGCGUGCGCGGGAGCGACGUGUUCCUGGUGCAGCCCACCUGCCCGCCGGCGAACGAGAACCUCAUGGAGCUGCUCAUCAUGGUGGACGCCUGCCGCCGCGCCUCCGCCAAGACCAUCACAGCCGUCGUGCCCUACUUCGGCUACGCGCGCGCCGACCGCAAGAUGCAGGGCCGCGAGUCCAUCGCCGCCAAGCUCGUCGCCAACCUCAUCACGGAGGCCGGCGCGCACCGCGUGCUCGCCUGCGACCUCCACUCCGGCCAGUCCAUCGGCUACUUCGACAUCCCGGUGGACCACGUCUACGGCCAGCCCGUCAUCCUCGACUACCUCGCCAGCAAGACCAUCUGCCCCAACGACGUCGUCGUCGUCUCGCCCGACGUCGGGGGCGUCGCCAGGGCGCGCGCCUUCGCCAAGAAGCUCUCCGACGCGCCGCUCGCCAUCGUCGACAAGCGGCGGCUGGGGCACAACCAGGCGGAGGUGAUGAACCUCAUCGGGGACGUGAGGGGGAAAGUGGCCGUGAUGGUGGACGACAUGAUCGACACGGCCGGGACGAUGCACAAGGGCGCCGAGCUGCUGCACAGGGAGGGGGCCAGGGCGGUGUACGCCUGCAGCACCCACGCCGUGCUCAGCCCGCCCGCCGUCGAGAGGCUCUCCGGCGGCCUCUUCCAGGAGGUGAUCAUCACCAACACCGUGCCGGUGCCGCCGGACCAGCGCUUCCCGCAGCUCACCGUGCUCUCCGUCGCCAACCUCCUCGGCGAGACCAUCUGGCGCGUCCACGACGAGUGCUCCGUCAGCAGCAUCUUCCAAUGAAUGAUGAUACAUUCAUUCAUACAUGUACAUCAUCUUACUACAACAUCUGUUCUGUUUUGUUCUUCAGAGGGCAGAGGCAAAAGAAACCACCCGACAUUCAUCGA
This is a messenger RNA of Aegilops tauschii subsp. strangulata, 1337 nucleotides long. RefSeq names its product ribose-phosphate pyrophosphokinase 1. NCBI's taxonomy places the organism in Eukaryota, Viridiplantae, Streptophyta, Magnoliopsida, Poales, Poaceae. The record is from RefSeq and is a predicted model, not a curated record. Gene Ontology annotation, cellular component: cytoplasm; ribose phosphate diphosphokinase complex. Gene Ontology annotation, biological process: purine nucleotide biosynthetic process; 5-phosphoribose 1-diphosphate biosynthetic process. Gene Ontology annotation, molecular function: magnesium ion binding; ribose phosphate diphosphokinase activity.